AUGUCCGAUAUUAACACAACUCUCCUCAACUCAAUUCAAAAGAUUGAGGUUGAUCUUGCUGAAAUCAAGCAAGCAUUGCGCGAGCUUCAAAGGCAAUUCAGCAAUCAAUUUGUGCCAGCAGUCAGUGCGGAAGAUCUAACUACAAUGCAACAAAGCAUUAUUGAGCAGAGUUCUCUUGAGUGCAUUGCCGAGUCUCUUGGUAAGCGAGUAAUCAAUACUGGCGGCGAGUUCAAAGGAAAAAACGAAGCACAAAAAUACAAUCUGUUGCUUCAGAUUCUUCAUGAGCAGGACUGGAAGGCGCGCUGCAAAGAAGUUCCACAAGGGCAGUAUUUGCCCCCAUUAGUCCCUCUUUCAGACCAUGAUUUGACAGUAAAAAGACUGCAUCUCAAAACAUUAGGCCGUACGGUAAAGCAUGAUAUCAUUAACAAAGACUAUCCUGCGGCCUCAAAAGAAUGGAAGAAUAUCCCAGAGAAAAACAGGGAAUACUACAUGAUGCAUUUGGAGAGGUUGGCGAAGAAUGGUGGAUUGCACAUCCACCAAUGUAAAAGAAUGUGGUGUGCAAGAAGCCUUCUUCGGGAAAGCUUCAAGAGCGACAACCAGACGCACAAGAGAAGAAUGGCAGAGAAGAACAAAACACAGCGAGACAUAAGUGAUUCUUCACUUUCUUCUCCUGAUAUGUCAGAAACUGGUGAUGUUGAGUCGCCCAUAAUGGCAGAUGUGCUGUCUCCUCCACCCACAGCAAGUGUUGAGCCUGCUUGCAAGAGAAGCCGAAGAUCGUAG
Molecule: messenger RNA, 780 nt
Organism: Phycomyces blakesleeanus NRRL 1555(-)
Lineage: Eukaryota; Fungi; Mucoromycota; Mucoromycetes; Mucorales; Phycomycetaceae
Exons: 5
Coding region: 1-780 (259 amino acids)
Source: RefSeq, a predicted model, not a curated record